AUGGCGGAUGCACCGAAGUCAGGGACCGGUGCCCCCAGUGGACAAGGUGAUGCACCUCCUGGUGGAGAAAGUGGAGCUGCUCCAACUGGCAACCAGGAGGGAGCUGAUGAUAAGGACGAGAAGAAGGAACUCGAUGGAACUGGGGCAGGAACUACAGGUGGCGAAGGAACUACUGGUGGUGCUACAGGAACUACUGGUGCUACUGGUACAGAAGCAGGAACGACGUCCGGAAAGAAAAAGAAAAAAGGUAAAAAAGGAAAGAAAAAGAAAACAGCCCAUUUCAAGAAACGAGGACAUCCAUGUUACAAAGUUCUCUGCAUCGUAUUCUCACUUUUGUCUCUAGCAAGUCUCGCAACUGCAAUGACCAUGGCAGCAUUGAUGUUAAACGAAGCAUCAAAGUGA
Messenger RNA from Haemonchus placei, 402 nucleotides. Lineage: Eukaryota; Metazoa; Nematoda; Chromadorea; Rhabditida; Trichostrongylidae. The record is from the annotation of a GenBank genome assembly.